AUGAAUUUUCUCCGUGGAUGUCAGACGACGACGAUAUCACUCAUCGCUGUAAGGGUUGAUGCUGCCAAAGAAGAUGGAUCUUUAGGACGUCUUGUGAAUGAUGAUCACGUGAACCCCAACAGCAAAUUGAAAAUUAUCACAGUGGACAAAAAGCCCCAUUUGUGUUUAUUUGCUAGAAAGGACAUUAGUCCUGGGGAAGAAAUCUGUUAUAACUAUGGGGAUUCUGAAUGGCCAUGGAGACACCAGGUAACUUCGGAGACUGAAGAACCUGCCUCAUUCGUCCGUGGAGAUGGGCAUAAAACAUCACAGCCGGUAACUUCGGAGACUAAAGAACCUGACUCAUUCGUCCGUGGAGAUGGGCGUAAAACAUUACAGCCGGUUACUUCUGAGACUGAAGAACCUGACACAUUCGUCCGUGGAGAUGGGCGUAAAACAUUACAGCCGGUAACUUCGGAGACUAAAGAACCUGACUCAUUCGUCCGUGGAGAUGGGCGUAAAACAUCACAGCCGGUAACUUCUGAGACUGAAGAACCUGCCUCAUUUGUCCGUGGAGAUGGGCGUAAAACAUCACAGCCGGUAACUUCGGAGACUAAAGAACCUGACUCAUUCGUCCGUGGAGAUGGGCGUAAAACAUCACAGCCGGUAACUUCAGAGACUAAAGAACCUGCCUCAUUCGUCCGUGGAGAUGGGCGUAAAACAUUACAGCCGGUAACUUCGGAGACUAAAGAACCUGACUCAUUCGUCCGUGGAGAUGGGCGUAAAACAUCACAGCCGGUAACUUCGGAGACUAAAGAACCUGACUCAUUCGUCCGUGGAGAUGGGCGUAAAACAUCACAGCCGGUAACUUCAGAGACUGAAGAACCUGCCUCAUUUGUCCGUGGAGAUGGGCGUAAAACAUCACAGCCGGUAACUUCGGAGACUAAAGAACCUGACUCAUUCGUCCGUGGAGAUGGGCGUAAAACAUCACAGCCGGUAACUUCGGAGACUAAAGAACCUGACUCAUUCGUCCGUGGAGAUGGGCGUAAAACAUCACAGCCGGUAACUUCGGAGACUAAAGAACCUGACUCAUUCGUCCGUGGAGAUGGGCGUAAAACAUCACAGCCGGUAACUUCGGAGACUAAAGAACCUGCCUCAUUCGUCCGUGGAGAUGGGCGUAAAACAUCACAGCCGGUAACUUCAGAGACUGAAGAACCUGCCUCAUUCGUCCGUGGAGAUGGGCGUAAAACAUCACAGCCGAUUUGCAAACAUGACAUCAUUCUUUCAACCGUGUCAAGCUUGGAUAAUUGUGCCAGCUGUAGUGGGCCGUAUUCUGCAUUAAAAUGGAUUGGUGUAAAGUGUAAGAUUUGCUCAUGUUUCUGGCAUAAAUCUUGCUACAACAAGAAUGUGAUGCCUUACCUUGACUCAUUUGAACCAAAUUCUGAAGAAGAAUUAUUUAAGGAGGACUCAGAUAAGGACUAUGUUCCCAGUAGUUUUUCAGAGGAUUCGGAGUCGGACAUGGUGUCUUUAGAACUAGAGUGCACUAAACCACUCUCCAACAUAGACUGCCAAGAAAGCGUCUUAGUAAAAGAUUCCCUACCUGAAGAUGCAGUCUGCACAGCACAACUGAAAAAGUCAUGCAGGAAAGGCGAGCAGGUACCCAACAAAACAGGGAUUGAUAAUAUAGGGUCUGAGGAUACCACAGAAUGUGGGGAAGGUCCAUCAGUACCAUCCUCUGAAAUAUCCACUUCAGGACAUAAGAAUUACUGUUAUAUUUGUGGAAAGCCCCAAUCGAAAUUCACAAGACACCUAAAAAUUCAUGAAAACACAAAUAUGGAUGUUGCUAGGGCUCUGGCCUUGCCGAAGCAUUCCAAGGAACGUAAGAAACUGCUGGACAAACUAAGAAAUAAAGGAAAUUAUGAACAUAAUGCAAGUGUUUUAGCCAGUGGAUCGGGGCAGUUAAAACUCAAACGUAAACCGAAGAAAAAUUACAAUCCAAAUGAUUAUGUGAAUUGCAUGUAUUGCCAUGCAAUGUUCCUACGCAGAGAAUUGUGGAGACAUGUACGGAACUGUCCUUCUAAGUCAGGGGAUCAGGAACAACCAGGAAGAAAUAAGGUACUGGCUUUAGCGACAAUGUCUGAUUCAGUUCUCUGUCAGCAAAUGUCACAGAGUGUUUGGAAACUCCUAACACCAAUGAAAGAUGAUGACAUCUCUGCUGCUGUGCGGAGUGAUUUCACCAUCCUACAGCUGGCACAAUCAUUUUUCAAUAAACAUGGCCAAGAUCCGUCUAAACAUGAUUACAUUCGGCAGAAGCUAAGAGAGGUUGGAAGACUUUUGUUGGUCCUGAGAAAGCAAUUCUCAUUGCAUACGAUUGAGGAUGCUGUUAAGCCUGCAAAUUUUGAGAUGAUUAUACAGGCUGUCAAAAGAGUAUCUGGGUAUGAUGCAGCAAAACACACUUACCAGACUCCAAGCCUUGCUCUUAAGCUUGGUCACUCUUUGAACAAGUUAUGUGACAUCAUACACUGUAGAGCGUUAAUGGCUGAAGAUGAUGCAAGGAUUAAGUCAACUCAGACUUUCAAAAAGUUGGUUAAUUCGAAAUGGUCGGAACUUGUGUCUCAUGGUGCUUUAACCACUUUACAUGAAGGUCAUUUUAAUAAACCAUCCACCCUUCCGUUUACAGAAGAUGUUCAGCGUCUUCAUCAACAUCUCGAAACAGUCGCUGAUUUAGCUACUGACAACUUGAAGAAGACUGCUUCAACAAAAGUCUAUGGAGAACUGUGCAGAUCGACUCUUGCCAAAAUUAUUCUGUUCAAUCGACGACGUGUAGGAGAAGUUGCAAGGAUGCAAUUAAAAUGUUUCCUGGAGAGGGACACAACUCCUCUUCACAAAGAUGUUGCUGUUGGCCUUACAGCAUUUGAGCAGAAACUUUGCUCACAUUUCAGUAGAGUAGAAAUUAGGGGGAAAAGGGGGCGUAAAGUAGCAAUUUUGCUAUCACCAGACAUGGUCGAUGCUUUAACACUUCUGAUAAGCAAAAGACAAGAGUGUGGAGUUCCACAAGACAAUACAUUUCUUUUUGCAAGACCCAGAUGUUUGACUUCAUAUCGAGGUCAAGACAGUCUACGGAUUUACGCAGAAGAGUGUGGUGCCCAGAACCCUGAGCUCCUCCGGUCAACACAGCUGCGCAAGCAUGUAGCAACAUUAUCACAGGUCCUGAACUUAAAAAACCAUGAGUUGGAUCAAGUGGCAGACUUCUUGGGCCAUGAUAUACGUGUCCACAGGGAAUAUUACAGGCUUCCAGAGGCUACAACCCAGCUGGCAAAAAUUUCUAAACUUCUUCUUGCCAUGGAAAAAGGUUCUCUUACAAGUCUUCAAGGCAAAUCACUUGAAGAAAUUGACAUUGAAGAAACCCUAGACUUAACUGAUUCAAGUGAUGACAGUGAUGCUGAGGAGGCAGAUCAGCUAACACAAAGUGAAAUUGAUGAUGACCCUGCCUUAGAAAGCACAGCUGCAGCUGUUUACCAAAAAAGUAAAAAGAAGAAGAAGUCCAGCGAUAGGAAAGAGCAUGAACAAGCUGCACUAAAGCGAGUUAGGCGACCUGUCGAGGAUCUUCCAGGCACCUCAGAUGAUGAUGACCCUGCCUUAGAAAGCACAGCUGCAGCUGUUUACCAAAAAAGUAAAAAGAAGAAGAAGUCCAGCAAUAGGAAAGAGCAUGAACAAGCUGCACUAAAGCGAUUUAGGGGACCUGUCGAGGAUCUUCCAGGCACCUCAGAUGAUGAUGACCCUGCCUUGGAAAACACAGCUGCAGAUGAUGACCCUGCCUUGGAAAGCACAUCUGCAGCUGUUUACCAAAAAAGUAAAAAGAAGAAGUCCAGCAAUAGGAAAGAGCAUGAACAAGCUGCACUAAAGCGAGUUAGGCGACCUGUCGAGGAUCUUCCAGGCACCUCAGAUGAUGAUGACCCUGCCUUAGAAAGCACAGCUGCAGCUUUUUACCAAAAAAGUAAAAAGAAGAAGUCGUCCAGCAGUAGGGAAGAGAAUGAACAAGCUGUCGUUCCUGUAAAUCCUGCUGAAAAGAAGAAUGCCAGAAGGAAACAAAAACAGCAAUGGUCUCCAACUGAAAUCACAGCAGUAAUGAGACACUUUAAAAAACAUAUUACACAGGGAAAACUUGCUACUAAAAUUGAUUGUCAGCAGUGCAAGAAUGCUGAGCAUCCUGCAUUGGCUAAUCGGUCUUUACAAAAUAUUAGAGACUUCGUAAGAAAUAGGGGUCUGACAGAGAAGAGAAAGAGACAGGCACAAAACAUUUAGUGUUCUGAUGGUGGUAAUUUUGGUUUUAUAUGUAUGAGCAAGGUUAUACAUUGUUAAUUUUAAAGUUCAUUGCUUUGUUAAUUUUAGGUUCAUCAAAGGUAAAUGGUACCUCAAGGCAUUUUUGGUUAUUUUUUAUUUUUUUAUUUGAAAAAGUAAAGUACACAUUAAACUUUGCUACUUGUUACCAUACUUG
Paramisgurnus dabryanus is the source of this 4474-nucleotide messenger RNA. NCBI's taxonomy places the organism in Eukaryota, Metazoa, Chordata, Actinopteri, Cypriniformes, Cobitidae. The record is from RefSeq and is a predicted model, not a curated record.